Molecule: messenger RNA, 545 nt
Organism: Clupea harengus (Atlantic herring)
Lineage: Eukaryota; Metazoa; Chordata; Actinopteri; Clupeiformes; Clupeidae
Product: B- and T-lymphocyte attenuator-like
Exons: 2
Coding region: 114-533 (139 amino acids)
Source: RefSeq, a predicted model, not a curated record
AUCUAGGUCUUUAUCUAAUGUGAUUCAUUUCAACAUUCAAUAAUAUCACUUGAACGAGCCUAAACUAGACGUAGAAUUGUGAUAUUAUAAGGACAUUUAGUGAACAGCUAAUCAUGAGGAUGAAGGAACAGCCGGCAAUGAAGACCCUGUUGGCUCUCUUGCUAUGGUGCAUCAUCUGCCCUGAUGGCAAUGCUGAAGACAAUACAUGCUUCUCAGAGGUUCGUGUCAAGAGGAAUACUGUUUGGAAGGUUCUAGAGAUGAGCACCCUAAAACUCAGCUGCCCUGUGAAAUACUGUGACAAGCAACCUGUUAUCACAUGGUGCAAACUGGUGGACGUGGAGAACUGCACACCACUGGCUGAAAAUCCUAAUGUUAAAAUAUGGCAGCAUGUGCCAGUCAACACUGAAGGAAAUCUCACUAUAUCCUAUAUGGUGAUCCAAAAGAUAACAAAGUACGACAGUGGUUUAUAUAGAUGUGGUGCUUUUGACAGCACUGCUGGACAUUCAAUCACUGUUAAUGUCACUGGUAAGUGAAGUUUUUAUGUA